GAGCUAUUAUGGUUCUCUAUUAGAGACUGCUCCCGAUAAAUAAUCGUCGUGUACCAAAUGUAUUGUUAUGCAAUUCAGUGAAUCUGUAAUGUCGUAUUAUGAAUUCGAUGUCGUAUGCCGUAUGCAUGAAAUAUGAGGUCCACUGCUCCACUCCUUUGAGUUUCUUCUUAGUCAUCAGAAAGGAAAGAGAUGAGUUCAGUGGCGAUGGCGAACUCUCCGAGCGCCGUCCACAACGUGUUUGUCUACGGCAGCCUGAUGGCCGAGGACGUCUGUCGAGUCCUCUUAAAUCGAGUCCCUCAAUCCUCUACUGCUACCCUCAAUGGCUAUCAUAGGUACAGCAUCAAAGGACGUGUUUAUCCGGCGAUUCUCCCCGUCGAGAAUAAAAAAGUUACCGGAAAGGUGUUGUUAGGCAUCACAGAUCCUGAAUUACAUAUUUUGGAUGAAUUUGAGGAUGUUGAGUAUCAGAGGGGCACUGUUGAGGUCUCUUUGAUGGAUAGUUCUGAGAACUUAAGAGUUCAUACUUAUGUUUGGAGUGACAAAAAUGACCCAAACUUGUAUGGAGAAUGGGAUUUUGAGGUAUGGAAACAAAGGCACAUGGAAGAUUUUAUCAAGAUGACUUCUGGUUUCAUGGAAGAGCUGGAGCAACCCGAAUCAAAGCCUAGAGUUGCAACAUAUGAAUCCUUUUAUCAGCAGGAUGGCUAGAAAUCCUCCAAUGUCAUGAUUUUAUACUCAAUUUGAAGAUUCUGAUCAAUUUAAACUUCUAUUAUAUUCUAUCAUCAAUAUAAUGGGUAUUUUAAAUUAGAUUUCCUUUUGUUA
Molecule: messenger RNA, 816 nt
Organism: Rosa rugosa (rugosa rose)
Lineage: Eukaryota; Viridiplantae; Streptophyta; Magnoliopsida; Rosales; Rosaceae
Product: AIG2-like protein D
Exons: 5
Coding region: 190-702 (170 amino acids)
Source: RefSeq, a predicted model, not a curated record